GUUAAGGUCUUGUUAGGCCGAGGGGUGUCUGUGCUGUUCUUCUGAAACUAUUAGCAGCGGUAGAGAGUGGGGAAUCUUCUUUUUGGUCUGCAGCCCUCUGCCAGAUAAAAUGAGCGAUGCUGAGAUGGAAAUAUACGGGGUGGCUGCCCCAUACCUCCGCAAAUCAGAGCGGGAGAGAAUCGCAGCACAAAACAUGCCUUUUGAUGCCAAAACAGCCGUCUUUGUGCCUGACCCGAAGCAGGAGUAUGUGAAAGGGAAAAUCAAAAGCCAAGAUGGCUCUAAGGUCACUGUGGAGACUGAGGAUGGAAAGGUUGUCACAGUGCACCUGGAUGACAUUCGCCCCAUGAACCCUCCUAAGUUUGACAAGCUGGAGGACAUGGCCCUGCUGACACAUCUGCAUGAACCUGCCGUGCUCUUUAACCUCAAGGAGCGCUACGCUGCCUGGAUGAUCUAUACCUACUCUGGGCUCUUCUGUGUGACUGUGAACCCCUAUAAGUGGCUUCCGGUUUACAACCCGGAGGUGGUGGCCGGUUACCGUGGGAAAAAACGUCAGGAGGCCCCCCCACACAUCUUCUCCAUCUCUGACAGCGCUUACCAGUACAUGCUCACAGAUCGAGAGAACCAGUCUAUCCUGAUCACUGGAGAAUCUGGUGCCGGGAAGACCGUCAACACAAAACGAGUCAUCCAGUAUUUUGCAACAAUUGCAUCAUUCGGAGACUCGAGCAAGAAAGAGCAACUUCCCAGCAAAAUGCAGGGAACUCUGGAGGAUCAAAUCAUCCAGGCCAACCCUCUGCUAGAGGCUUUUGGGAACGCCAAGACUGUGAGGAACGACAACUCCUCUCGAUUUGGCAAAUUCAUCCGCAUCCACUUUGGAACAAAAGGGAAGUUGGCAUCAGCUGAUAUUGAAACGUACCUUUUGGAAAAAUCCAGAGUGACCUUUCAGCUGCCGGCAGAGAGGAGCUAUCACAUCUUCUAUCAAAUCUUGUCAAACAAGAAGCCCGAUUUAAUCGAAAUGAUGCUGAUAACCACCAACCCAUACGACUACCCUUUCAUCAGCCAGGGUGAACUCACUGUGUUGAGCAUCAAUGACACGGAGGAGCUGAUGGCCACUGACAGUGCCAUUGACAUCCUGGGGUUUAGCGUGGAUGAAAAGGUCGGCAUCUACAAGCUUACUGGCGCUGUGAUGCAUUAUGGGAACAUGAAGUUCAAGCAGAAACAGCGGGAGGAGCAGGCGGAACCCGAUGGCACCGAGGUGGCAGAUAAGGUCGCUUACCUCAUGGGUCUGAACUCUGCUGAUUUGCUGAAAGCGUUGUGUUAUCCUCGAGUGAAGGUUGGGAAUGAGUAUGUCACCAAGGGUCAAACUCCUCAGCAGGUGAACAAUGCCAUGGGCGCCCUGUCUAAGGCGGUGUAUGAGAAGCUGUUCCUGUGGAUGGUCACCAGGAUCAACCAACAGCUCGACACCAGACUUCCAAGACAGCACUUUAUCGGCGUCCUGGAUAUUGCAGGGUUUGAGAUUUUUGAGAUGAACAGCCUGGAGCAGCUGUGCAUCAACUUUACCAACGAGAAGCUGCAACAGUUUUUCAACCACCACAUGUUUGUGUUGGAGCAAGAGGAAUACAAGAAAGAAGGGAUUGUGUGGGAGUUUAUCGACUUUGGCAUGGACUUGGCAGCCUGCAUUGAGCUCAUUGAAAAGCCGAUGGGUAUUUUUUCUAUUCUCGAAGAGGAGUGCAUGUUUCCGAAGGCGACAGACAGCUCCUUCAAGAACAAGCUGUACGACCAACACCUGGGGAAGAACAGCAUCUUUCAGAAGCCCAAGCCCUCCAAAGCAAAGGCCGAAGCCCACUUCUCACUCGUGCAUUAUGCCGGCACUGUAGACUACAACAUCGGCGGCUGGCUGGAGAAAAACAAAGACCCGCUAAACGACACUGUGGUGCAGCUUUACCAAAAAGCUUCCCUGAGGCUGCUCUCCCAGAUCUUUGCCACAUAUGCCGCUGCUGACGCUGCUGAUGGAAGUAAGAGAAGUGCCAAGAAAAAGGGGUCUUCUUUCCAGACGGUUUCUGCACUUUUUAGGGAAAACCUGAAUAAACUGAUGGCCAACCUCCGGUCCACACAUCCACACUUUGUAAGAUGCAUUAUCCCCAAUGAAACCAAGACACCAGGGUCCAUGGAUCACCAUCUGGUCCUUCACCAGCUGCGCUGUAACGGCGUGCUGGAAGGAAUCAGGAUUUGCAGAAAAGGAUUCCCCAGCAGGAUCCUCUAUGGAGAUUUCAAGCAGAGAUACAGGAUUCUGAACGCCAGUGCGAUCCCGGAGGGGCAAUUUAUUGACAGCAAGAAGGCUUCAGAGAAACUGCUCUCCUCUAUUGAUGUGGACCAUGCGCAGUAUAGAUUUGGAUCCACAAAGGUGUUUUUCAAAGCCGGCCUGCUGGGUCUCCUGGAGGAGAUGAGGGAUGAGCGGCUGGCUGUGCUGAUGACUCGUCUCCAGGCUGUGUCCAGAGGUUACGUCACCAGGCUCCGGCUCAAGGAAAUGACCAAGACAAGAGAGUCCAUUUUCAUCAUCCAGUACAACAUCCGCUCCUUCAUGAAUGUGAAGAACUGGCCUUGGAUGAGGCUCUUCUUUAAGAUAAAGCCACUUUUACGAAGCGCGGAGGCCGAGAAGGAGAUGCAGAACCUGAAAGAGAAGUUCUCACGACUCAAAGAGGACUUUGCAAAGUCGGAGGCCAGGAGUAAGGAGCUGGAAGAGAAAAUGGUCAUGCUUGUCCAGGAGAAGAACGACCUUUAUCUUCAAAUCCAAGCAGAACGGGAGAACCUGUGCGACGCCAAGGAGAGGUGCGAAGGCUUGAUAAAGAGCAAGAUCCACCUGGAGGCCAAAGUCAAAGAGUUCUCCGAGAGGAUGGAGGAAGAGGAGGAGAUCAACGCCGAAAUCACGGCCAAGAAGAGGAAGCUGGAGGACGAAUGUUCGGAGCUAAAAAGAGACAUCGACGACCUGGAACUCACCAUCGUUAAAGUGGAGAAGGAGAAAUACGCCACCGAAAAUAAGGUGAAGAACUUGGUAGAGGAGCUCACUACUCAGGAGGAAAAACUGCUGAAGUCUUCAAAGGAGAUGAGAGCUCUGCAGGAGGUGCACAAGCAGACACUGGAUGAUCUCCAGGCCGAGGAGGAUAAAGUCAACUCUCUGAUGAAGGCCAAAAUCAAGCUGGAGCAACAGGUCGAUGACCUGGAGGGCUCACUGGAGCAGGAGAAGAAGGAGAAUGCAGACUCUGAGAGAUCCAGAAGAAAACUGGAGGGGGAUCUGAAGCUGUCUCAGGAAACCAUCAUGGACCUGGCAAAUGAAAGACAGCAAAUGGAGGAGAGACUCAAAAAAAAGGACUUUGAAAUCAGCAGCCUGCAGUGCAAAAUCGAUAAUGAGCAAGUCCUUAACACUCAACUACAAAAGAAUAUCAAAGAGCUUCAGGCUCGCACCGAAGAGCUAGAAGAGCAAAUCGAGGUUGAACGUUUGGCUCGGGCCAAAGUGGAGAAGCAGAGGUGUGAUCUGUCCCAAGAGCUGGAGGAGAUCAGCGAGAGGCUGGAGGAGGCCGGGGGAGCCACCGCCACUCAGGCCGAGCUGAACAAGAAACGCGAGGCCGAGUUUCAGAGGCUGCGUCGGGACCUGGAAGAGUCCACCCUGCAGCACGAAUCCAUCGCCUCAACUCUACGCAAGAAACAGGCCGACAGUGUCGCCGAACUCAGCGAUCAAAUAGACAACCUUCAAAGAGUCAAGCAGAAACUGGAGAAAGAGAAAAGUGAGCUGAAGAUGGAGAUUGAUGACAUGGCAAGCAACUUGGAGAGUGUUCUGAAAAGCAAGGCUAAUCUGGAGAAACUGUGCCGGAGCUUUGAAGACCAAAUGAAUGAAUAUAAAACCAAAGCAGAUGAAGCCCAGAGGUCUCUGAGUGCUUACGUUACACUCAGUGCUCGUCAACAAACAGAAAACGGUGAGCUUACACGUCUGCUGGAGGAGAAAGAGAUCACUCUGUCCCAGCUGAGCAGAGUGAAAUCUGUGGGGAGUCAACAAAUCGAAGAGUUGAAGAGACUUUUGGACGAGGAAAUGAAGACAAAAAGCUCCCUGGCUCACAGUUUGCAGUCAUCUCGCCAUGACUGCGAGCUGCUGAGAGAGCAGUACGAGGAGGAACAGGAGGCCAAAGCUGAGCUGCAGCGCUGCCUGUCCAAAGCCAACAGCGACGUGGCUCAGUGGAGAACCAAAUACGAGACGGACGCCAUCCAACGCACCGAAGAGCUCGAGGAGGCAAAGAAGAGGCUGGCUCAGCGGUUGCAGGACUCUGGGGAAAUGACAGAGGCUGCAAAUGUCAAAUGUGCAUCUCUGGAAAAAACCAAGCAGAGGCUGCAGGCAGAAGUGGAGGAUCUCAUGGUUGAGCUGGAAAGGUCAAAUUCAGCAAAUGCCUCCUUGGACAAGAAACAGAGAAACUUUGAUAAGGUACUAGCUGAAUGGAAACAGAAAUAUGAGGAGAGUCAAUCAGAUCUGGAAGUUUGCCAGAGAGAGUCUAGAGUGCUGAGUACUGAACUCUUCAAGCUGAAAAAUUCAUUUGAAGAGGCUCUGGAUCAUCUGGAGACCAUGAAAAGAGAGAAUAAAAAUCUUCAGCAGGAGAUUACAGAAAUCACUGAGCAAGUUGGACAAUCUGCAAAAACUAUCCAUGAGCUGGAGAAAGCUGCAAAGCAAGCUGAGCAGGAGAAGAGAGGCACCCAGGCAGCUCUUGAGGAGGUCCAGUCUUCCCUGGAGCACGAGGAGGCCAAAAUCCUGCACCUUCAACUGGAACUAAAUCAGAUCAAGUCCGAAGUUGACAGAAAGGUGGCGGAGAAAGACGAAGAAAUCGACAAGCUCAAGAGGAAUCACCAGAGAAGCGUGGACACUCUGCAGAACACGCUGGACGCCGAGACGCGCAGCAGAAACGACGCCACCCGGAUGAAGAAAAAGAUGGAGGGAGAUCUGAACGAGAUGGAGAUCCAGCUGAGUCACGCCAAUCGGCAGGCGGCCGAGGCCACCAAACAGCUGAGGAACCUGCAGACGCAGUUGAAGGACGCCCAGGUCCAUCUGGAUGAAGCGCUCCACAGUCAGGAGGACUUCAGGGAACAACUAGCUAUCGCAGAGCGCCGCAACAACCUGAUGAUGGCCGAGAACGAGGAGAUCAGGGCGGCGCUGGAGCAAUCCGAGAGAAGUCGCAAGUUGGCCGAGCAGGAACUGAUCGACGUCAGUGAGAGGAUCCAGCUGCUGAACUCUCAGAACUCCAGCCUCCAAAACAAUAAAAAGAAGAUGGAGUGUGAUUUAGCUCAGCUGCAGUCAGAGAUGGAGGACGCCGUCCAGGAGGCGAGGGAUGCCGAUGAGAAAGCCAAAAAAGCCAUCAUGGAUGCUGCCAUGAUGGCCGAGGAGCUGAAGAAAGAGCAGGACACCAGCGCUCACCUGGAGAGGAUGAAGAAGAACCUGGAGGUGACGGUGAAAGACCUGCAGCAGCGAUUAGACGAGGCUGAAAACUUGGCCAUGAAGGGCGGAAAGAAACAGCUUCAGAAACUGGAGGCUAGGGUCCGUGAGCUGGAAAUUGAAUUGGAUGCAGAACAGAAACGCAGCGGCGAGGCCAUGAAAGGUGUGCGGAAAUAUGAGAGGAAAAUUAAAGAGCUCACUUAUCAGGGUGAGGAGGAAAAGAAGAGCUUGGCAAGACUUCAAGAUUUAGUCAACAAACUGCAGCUAAAAGUGAAAGCAUAUAAGCGGCAGUGUGAGGAGGCGGAGGAACAAACCAGUAUCCAUCUGGCUAAAGCUCGGAAGGUGCAACAUGAACUGGAGGAAGCUGAGGAACGAGCUGACAUCGCAGAAUCCCAGUUGAAUAAAUUACGAGCGAAGAGUCGCGAUGUUGCCGGUAAAGGGGAAUAGAUAUCUACACUGAAACAAUCCACCGUAGUGACACUGAAAACCAUUUACUGUCAAAAUGUCACUUGUUCAUGGUAAAAGGAAAAUAGAAAAGCUUAUUGGCGAUGCAUUGUUCAGGUAAUCCAGUGGGUUUUGAAAUGGUUUCUUUAGCUUGCGUAGAAUUUUUGCAGACUACAGUUUAAAGAAAUUCAAAUUCAGCUGUCUAGUCAGAGUUGUUAAAUCAGUAUGUACAAAACAACGUUUCUUGCAUACUGAAUACAGCAUCUAGUGACCAUUCUGUGUUGUUAAGCCUUGGAUCAGUCAGGACUGAGUAAAGUAAACAGUUACAGCUCAACAUGUUCCAGGAUUAGUGUCUACUCUGCAGUUAUUUAUGCACUGACCUGAACUAAAACUUCAUUCUUACUAAAACAGAUAUAUGCCUUUGUGAAAGUAUUUGAUUUGUGUCUGUCAAGCACUCUUGAGUUGUAUCUGAAAUUUAAUGUAAAAUGAAUUAUAUUAAUAAAUUAAACCUCCCUACAGUCUGAACACUAUCACAUAAUAACAUAUUUAACCAUAAAAGAAACAAAAUAUCUUAAAUGAUAUAAUAGUUUUGAUUGUAAAAGGUCCAACAAUGAGAAAAAUGUAUCUUCAAUUUGGAGUAUUUCUUCCUUAUUAAGCUGUAUAUAAAUAACUCACCAUUAGUCGUGUCUUGGUACCUGCGAUAAAAAUGGAUCGGCAAAAGAUGUAGAUACUUUAUCCACAUUUAACAUUAUUCCUUAUACCAAUACAAACAUAAAAUCUGAAGCUUUUUUCUGUAUUUGUUACAUCCUAAGUCAAGCCCCUUUAACUAACAUCAAAAAGGAACAGUAACUACUAUUUUAGAAACUGAAAUUGGAUUGAUAAUAAAAUAUAUAGUUGCUUACCAGAAGGUAUAACAUUUUUAGAUAUGAGGUUAGUUAGUUAUAAAAAUACAGACCCAACCUAGUCGCAAUCAAUAAAAUAAUAAAUGCAAUUAAAAAUACUGCAUAAAUUAAAGCAUUGAACCAGCAUGGUUAGAUUCUUAGAUGUUCAUACCACACUGUUGAUUUUAACUAAAAACCAGAGCACCGAGCUAAUACUA
Molecule: messenger RNA, 7010 nt
Organism: Perca fluviatilis (European perch)
Lineage: Eukaryota; Metazoa; Chordata; Actinopteri; Perciformes; Percidae
Product: myosin heavy chain, skeletal muscle, adult-like
Exons: 39
Coding region: 110-5914 (1934 amino acids)
Cellular component (GO): myosin complex
Molecular function (GO): cytoskeletal motor activity; ATP binding; actin filament binding
Source: RefSeq, a predicted model, not a curated record